Molecule: messenger RNA, 864 nt
Organism: Carassius gibelio (silver crucian carp)
Lineage: Eukaryota; Metazoa; Chordata; Actinopteri; Cypriniformes; Cyprinidae
Product: SH2 domain-containing protein 1A-like
Exons: 3
Coding region: 31-357 (108 amino acids)
Source: RefSeq, a predicted model, not a curated record
GAUUGCCUGACAAACAAUGCAUGCAGCACAAUGGAAUCUCUGUCUGUGUAUCACGGGGCCAUCAGCCGAGAGACGUGUGAGAUGCGUCUGUGUGAAGCGGGCAGAGACGGCAGCUAUUUAAUCCGAGACAGUGAGAGUGUUGCUGGCGCAUACUGCCUCUGCGUUCUGUGUAAUGGUUUCGUCUACACGUACCGGCUCCAGAGAGACGCCGAGGGCUCCUGGGCGGCCGAGACAGCACCAGGACAGAAUAAGCGCUUGUUCAGAAAAGUGAAGAAUUUGAUCAGCGCCUUUCAGAAACCGGACCAGGGCAUCGCUAUCCCCCUCCUGUACCCCGUGACCGUCCAGAAGCCCUGCUAGAAGGAUCCUCAUGACCCUUGACCUCCGAAACUAACUACACGCAUGUGACAUUAUAUCAUUAUAUGAUCUUACUUUUUUACACAUGUGGAUUUCUGUAUAUAUAAACUUAUUUGUAUAAAAGGAAAAACAAAAACCUAAUUUUGUAAAGUGUUUUCAAUGUGGGAAAUUGAGAAAGAUAUAUAUAUAUAUUUUUUUUUUUUUUUCAGUGCAUUUUAAUAAGUCAUAUCAUUUAUUACAAGUAAAUAACAAUAAUUCUACUUCAAAACUUGUUUGUGUUGUAUACAAAAUGUUUCAUGGUUCAUGAAGUCUGCUCGAAAGAUAGCAUUUUGGCUGUAAAUAUGAAGAUAUGAAGAUUUUUUGCUCUGACUGGUUUUAAAAAAAUUUGACUACCCUUGACCACACAUGAACAUUUGUAUUUAUUAUUGUUUAUUAGUUUGAGAGUGAAAGCUGUGUUCAGUACUGUAGGUGCCUAAUAGUAGAAUAUUAGAAACCUAUUUCAAAUAAAAA